This is a messenger RNA of Melanotaenia boesemani (Boeseman's rainbowfish), 6457 nucleotides long. RefSeq names its product ubiquitin specific peptidase 54b (gene usp54b). Gene Ontology annotation, biological process: protein deubiquitination. The record is from RefSeq and is a predicted model, not a curated record. Lineage: Eukaryota; Metazoa; Chordata; Actinopteri; Atheriniformes; Melanotaeniidae. Bases 689 to 4246 code for a protein of 1185 amino acids. Gene Ontology annotation, molecular function: cysteine-type deubiquitinase activity. The transcript is spliced from 21 exons.
UGCGCCCACGGCUCGCCCUCUCUGGCGUUUAAUCACACGGUAGGACACGCGAUCAGACGGAGACUGGCGGCGACAGCGGCCAGGGUGAGUAAAAAACCCGCGCACUGCGCACUACAUGGGCUUCAUCACGCCUGGAACGAGCAGAGGGGACUGUCAUGCGACCGCACUGGACAGAGUAGCCCUUCUGAUGUGAAAUGGGUUGUUCUUGACAAGACCACCUGAGCUGACCAAUCAGGGAGCAGACAAAGUGAAAGAGGAGAAGAAACCACCGGAGUUCCCACAUUGGAGCAGCUUUGCAGUCUAAUCUACUUUUAUCUGACAAAAUCUGCCAAAGGACGUUUUGGAAACACUCUCAGGUCAUCAAGCACAGACUUUUAAAUCCACGGAGCUAAAAACAGAAAAACAAAAAAGCCAACCGCUGGCUCUCACAAGGGGACAGAUUUUUAAGUAAAGGCACGGCAGGAGAGGGGGAGGGUUGCAUGGGUGCCCAAUCUCCAACCAAGCCCCACAGCAUCUCCUCAGUCUGCAGCCACUUCCUACCUCCUCUUCCUCCUUUCAUUUCUUCCACCUCUUCUUUCCUCUCAUUCUCCCUCUUUCUCUCUCAUGGGAGUGACAUAGAGGCCGUUUCUUGGUCUUCUGCCCCGCCCCUUCUCCGCCUCACCGUGGAAACAGAGACACCCAGGUAGUGAUGUCGUGGAAGAGAAACUACUUUGCUUCGGGUGGCGGAGCGGCUGGCGGGGUGCAGGGUCUGGUGACCCCGAGAACCAUGACCUCCAUUGCACCCAGCAAAGGCUUGAGCAACGAGCCGGGACAGAACAGCUGCUUCCUCAACAGUGCUCUACAGGUGUUGUGGCAUCUUGACAUCUUCCGCAGAAGCUUUCGACAGCUGACCACUCACAAGUGCAUGGCGGACUCUUGCAUCUUCUGUGCUUUAAAGAAUAUCUUUGCUCAGUUCCAGUUCAGCAGCGAGCGGGUUCUGCCAUCAGAUGCACUGCGAAGCGCUUUGGCCAAGACUUUCCAAGACGAACAACGUUUUCAGCUGGGCAUCAUGGACGACGCUGCUGAGUGCUUUGAGAAUCUCCUGAUGCGUAUCCACUUCCACAUCAGCGCAGAGAGCAGAGAGGACAUCUGCACAGCCAAACACUGCAUACCACACCAGAAGUUUGCCAUGACUCUGUUUGAACAGUGUGUGUGUAACAGCUGUGGAGCCACAUCAGACCCCCUGCCCUUCAUUCAGAUGGUUCAUUACAUCUCCACAACAUCCCUCUGUAACCAGGCAGUGAGGAUGCUGGAAUGCAGAGAGAAACCAACACCAGACAUGUUUGGAGAACUCCUCCGCAACGCCAGCAACAUGGGAGACCUGCGCAACUGCCCUAGUAACUGUGGGGAAAUGUUGCGUAUCCGCCGGGUGCUGAUGAACUCACCGGAGAUUGUGUCCAUCGGGCUGGUGUGGGAUUCAGACCACUCUGACCUUGCGGAGGAUGUCAUACACAGCCUGGGAACCUGCCUGCGUCUGGGAGAUUUGUUCUACCGUGUGACAGAGGAGAGGGCUCGCCAGGCGGAGCUCUACUUGGUGGGCAUGGUGUGCUACUACGGCAAGCACUACUCCACCUUCUUCUUCCAGACCAAGAUACGCAAGUGGAUGUACUUCGACGACGCCCACGUCAAAGAGAUCGGCCCAAAGUGGAAGGACGUAGUGUCUCGCUGUAUCAAAGGCCACUAUCAGCCCCUGCUUCUGCUCUACGCUGACCCCCGUGGGACGCCGGUGAUACUGCAGGACAGCCCCAACCCUUGUACCAGCUCCAACCCGCAGCUGGAGCUCCAGCACUGCAGCAGCAAAGCUGGUUACGACAGCGAAGACUCGGGUCGGGAGCCAUCAAUAUCUAGUGAUACUCGAACCGACUCUUCAACAGACAGCUGCAGCCACCGCACUUCUCGCAGCCGACCCCUGCACCAGUCCACGGGCAGCCACCUCUCCAGCGAAUCCCAGACCACAGUGGUCUGUAAUUACGACAUUGGCACACCGCCGCUUGGUGCUGACGCUGGAGAGUCAGCAGUGGAGGGUCCUCCCCGCCCUCCCUCCCCUCCCCUGCAGGAGUACAAGGAGACGGCCGUCUUCCUCCUCUCCUCCCACAGGCCUCUCACCUCUUCCUCCUCCUCCUCUCGACCCCUGUCCUCCUCGUCUUCGUCAGGAGUUGGGGGCUGCGAGGGUGGGGUUGGAGGGCCCCACUGGGAGGAUGAAAGCACGAGCAGUGAGAGCAAGUCAAGUUCUUCUGGAAGCCGUUACCGGCCAACCUGGAGACCCAGGAGAGAGGCCCUGAACAUCGACAGCAUCUUCACCCGACAAAGAGACACCUCUCUGGGCUACAACACUGUACCCGGCCCCCCUCUCCUUCCGGAGUCCCAGAACUCCCUCCCCUCGGUGGGACCCGUUCCACAGCCAGAACUGCAAGAAAUAGGAGGGAGGGAAGUAGGGGUCUUGGAGGUGGGUUUUGGGCUGGUCGGGCAGCCCAGGUCUCUGGGCAGUGGGCGGACGAUGGGUCCCCCUGCUCCUCCACCUCUUAGAGGGGUGGAGCACCAGCCACGUCUCAUUCAGAGGAUGGAAAGUGGCUACGAAAGCAGUGAGAGAAACAGCAGCAGCCCCGACAGGGAGGUGGGGCAACAAAAACGGGUGCUGAUGUCAGGACCAUCAUGGCGUUCAGUGCCCAAGUCAAAAAGCAGCAGUGCCAUCCUGCAGGAGCUGCCCUCACCCAGCUGGGGUGGCGGCACCAACAUGGGGCGCAGUGAGCUGGAUGAGCUGCAAGAGGAGGUGGCUAGGAGAGCCCGCCAGCAGGAGCAGCAGAAACGGAAGGAGGCGGAAAGGGAGGCGGCAAUGGGAUUCAACCCCAAACCCAGCAAAUUCAUGGACCUGGACCAGCUUCAACACCAGGCUGUGCUCAGACCCCUGCAUGAGGCUAACGCUCAUAGCGGAUUGGCUGUAGCCGCGUGCAUGAGGAGCACUGGUGACCCAAUGAAACGCAGACAGGAACAAGAAAUGGAACCGGAGGCAGGAAGCGCCCACCCACAGGGGCCUCACAGUGAACAGCCUGGCUCGGUCCAAGUACUGCUGACACCCAAUCAGGAGGAGGAAGAGGACCAGGCAACGCCCAGCCAGGACGCUGCUUUGGACCGGGACCCACCCCCACCCCCCUACUGGCCUGCUCCCCCUCGACCCACGCUCACCCUCAGUAUCGCUCACCCAUGUGGUCCUUCCACCCAAGGGGAGGAAGAGGGUGUGUGCAUGGAGAGGAGAGGGGAGCAAGGCAAGGAUGGGAGGGAGGGGACGGGGGUGAGGCUUUGCGAGUUGCUGCAGGCAGGGGGGGUGAGUGUCAGACCCCUGGGAAAGCACUUAGCCAUUUCUCUCCCCUCGCUUCCUCUGCGUCUCUGGGAUUCUCACAUCACACAGACCUCACAGUCUACACACCUUGAAUCUGCAAACACUCCACCUCCACCCUCCGCUCCUCCCCCACCCCACCCCCCGGAAAUGUCUGGGCAAAGGAAACCUCUCACACCGCUCUGGCAGCCACCCCAGCCCCAUUCCCCCAAUGGUGGGGCUCAUUAUUGGCAACAGCAGGGAGCCGAUGCAGACAGCAACACACGUCAUUGGUCUUCCUGGAGUUUGGACCGCCCCGACGCUGUGGUGACACCGUAUGACACGCCCCCGGACCGCUGUGUUCCCAUCAGGCCGCAGAUGUCGAGUCAGAACUACAGCUACAGUUGCCAGUCUUCUCCAGGGCACUACAGCUCCCAGCAUGCCCCAGGGCGGCAGAGUGAUCCCUGCUGUGACCGCGAAGAGGCCGAGCUGUCUGAGCUUGACUCCCUUUAUCAGGCCAGUCUGCUGGCUGGGAAGACAGUUUCAGGCUGCAGUCCAUCAGAGAGGCUCAUAUCCAGGGUGGGAGGACAGGCUCGCUCCAAGACCCCCAACGCAGACAUGGAGAGGAGUGUGUACGGGGCAGACUGCACCAACACCCCCACCUACCUCAACAAGCCAAUGAUGUUGCGGGAUCUGCGUUUCGGGGUGGAGCCUGAUGAUGGGGAGAACCAGAGGCGAAUAGGACGCAGCCUGAGCGGCACAGUGGUGACCUCGCGCCGCAGCCGCCUGACUGCAACCCGCAGCCUUGAGCUGUCGGGCGGUGCAAGAAGUUUCUGGCUGUGUCUGACGGGGGUCAAGCUGUCCUCAGACCAGAGUCCUGCUCUGCUUCACUAACGUCUCACCGCGUCCACCUAUACAUGAGGGCAACAGCGCCGGGGUCCUCGACAACCGGGGUCCUUGCUUUGACAGACCAGGAAUUGGCACGGGAGAAUCAACCUGACACCCAUCCUGUGCCUCCUCCUCCUCCACACAGAAACACAUGCACGCACACGCACAUCAGCACUGACGUAGAACCUCCCUCAGCACCUACAGCACCUUGCUUAGCCCCUUCCUUUGCCUUCCUCCUUCCCGCCUCCCUUUUUGAUCCACUACUCUGUCUAUGCAGUCACUCUGACCUCCCCUAACUACAACCUCAACCUUACUUCCCCCCUACUUACCAGGGACUGUUGUUUCUUGUCCCCCCCUUGGGUUUUUAGAUGGUUUUCCUGUGUAGUCAGCUUGGUCUGAAUGAGACCAGCAAACUCGUUCUCCACCCCACAGGACCCUAAGCUCAGGGGGAGACGCUUACCAAGUAGCCACGCCUUUUCCUCUUUCUUCAUGGGCAUUUCCUGUUGGACACACUUGUAGCUGAACUGAGUCUGUCUCAGAUGGACAGCCAUAUUUUUCUCUUUCCUUUUGUUGGGUUUUGUCGUGUUUUUCCUCCUGUGUGUGCACACAGUAAAUCCACCAAGACUGAACUCUAAUACCUAAAAAGUCAUGUACAGAAAAACUCAUGUAUGAAACCUGUAUGUUAAUUAAUAAGACCUUAUGGAAUGUUGAUAAUGAUAAUUAACAAAUAUUGAUAAACUAAAAGUGGUACUUCCUCAUGUCUGCAUUUCAAAUAGGAGUGGAGUGCACUUCACAAGUGUCCAGCUGGAUUUUCUGUCCCCCCCCUCCUCCAAAACCGCUCGCUGACCUAAUGACAGUUCUCCCGUUUCUACCGGGAGAUUAAACAAGAAAAGCGCUUCCUUUAUUUUUUCUCUGCUGCCUUUCCUCGUUCUUUUCUUUCCACCAGUCUUUUAUUCUUGCUUGCUUUCUUUGUUUAGAACGGAAAAACAAAACAAAACAAGAAAAAAAACAAACAAAAAAAACAAACAAAAAAAUGGUAGCACCACGAACAGGCCAGCAGGGGAAGAAAGUGGAGAAGGAAUGUGAGAAUGUAGGUUAGGAAACCCAUCUCUUAGGCUUUUAACAAUGAAAGCAGAUGACUCAAGUGCACUUUACAGGGGCUGCUCGGCAGAAGUGCACUUUCCGAAAGGCUGUUUGACCGCGAAGCAGGUGGUGAGAAGUCGAUGGUGUCUGUUUUACUUCAAGGCCUCAGGUGAACUUUAGUGGCACUUAUGAAUUCACGGUUUUAUGGUUUCUCUCACUCUCUGAAGCUGGUCUUGAGACCCAGAUGUGAACAGAAAAAUGCUAAUCUUUAGCCUGAGACAAAGUCAUGUUUAAUAUAAAUAUGCUUUAUAUGAUAAAUACAUAUUUUCAUAUAAGUAUAUUUUCAGCCAGUGAGCUGUCUUUAGAGAUGUCAACCACUCACUUUGGUUGAAUGAACCGUUAUUAUACCGUUUAGACUUAAUUCUCUCCCCCUGCACAUGAGUAGCAGUCUGACAUGGAGUAUAUUUAUUUUAUGCUUUAUUCUAUACAUAUUAACAAAACCCUUAUUAAACAACUGGCCAAUGUAAAGUUUUUCAAGAGUUUACUGAUGUUGAUUGACCGUUGUAACUAAACCAAAGGUUGGCACUUACUUUUUUUUUUCUCAUUUAAGUUCAUAAUAUGUUAAUAGUUUUGUUAUUUGGGUUCUGGAUGUGGGAGAAUGUAGCCAACUGUAGCGCAUGAGUCUGCUAUGCAAAUCAACCUUCCCUCACACUCCUGUAUCAGAGACAGUCAGGAGGCAGACACACCCACUCGCGGGCGCUCCAAUGGACUCUGGCAGAGACAGGAGGAUGAGGAAGAUGAGGAGAUCUCAUGUUUAAUGCUGCUCGUGAACUUUGUCGUUCUGCAUCUACUGCUAUGUUGCAACCAAUGGAAUGCAAAAAGAGAGCAACGAUUCAGAGGGAGAAACAGAGCGAAUGAAUGUAAACUAAAAGAUAAAAGUGUGUGUUUUUGAAUGAUGCAAAGGGCAAAGAAGAAGGGUGAAUAACAGAUGAAGAUGGACUUUUUUUUUGUGGGUGUGCGUAGACUUGAGUGUGUGUCAGUUUUGGGGUGGUGUUGCUUGGGGAAAGAGGGAACCUGUAUUUUUGCAAUAAAGUUAUUACCAAUGCACUCCCACAGGGGGCGUAACCACUGUAA